Messenger RNA from Diprion similis, 1164 nucleotides. RefSeq names its product prostatic acid phosphatase-like. Bases 1 to 1164 code for a protein of 387 amino acids. Gene Ontology annotation, biological process: dephosphorylation. Lineage: Eukaryota; Metazoa; Arthropoda; Insecta; Hymenoptera; Diprionidae. The record is from RefSeq and is a predicted model, not a curated record. The transcript has 6 exons. Gene Ontology annotation, molecular function: phosphatase activity.
AUGCUAACCGCCGAAGUGAUCGUCGCCGUCGUGACAACCUGCUGCUGCAUGGUUUUGGGCACCUCACCGACUUCCAGCGAAAAUCUCGACCUGGGAACCUCUAUUUUCUAUAUUAACUUUUAUCCUAUCGUACUUCUCAUCCAGCUCUUCAGGCAUGGAGACCGGACACCCGCCGCCCCCUAUCCCAACGAUCCUUGGGGCAACGAAUCCUUUUGGCCUGUGCCCUUCGGGGAACUGACUAACAUUGGAAAAUGUCGGCAGCUCGAGCUCGGUCGUUGGUUUAGAAAGCGUUACUCGCAUUUUCUGCCAGACCGUUAUAGUCCAAAUGAUAUAUAUGUACGAAGUACGGACAUCGACAGAGCGCUGAUGUCCGCAGAGGCUGCUUUGGCUGGUCUUUAUCCACCUAAAGACGAUCAAGUCUGGGAUCAACUUAAUUGGAUGCCUAUACCUGUCCAUACUACACCCGUAUUUGAGGACAGCCUGCUGGCGAGCAGAAAAUACUGCCCAAAAUAUGAGAAGGAGUUGCACAAUGUAUUGAACUCUCCUCCUAUCCAAAGAAUUAAUGAGGAUAACAAAGAGCUGUACGAUUAUUUGAGCGAAAAAACUGGUACUUUAGUUAAAUCUGUCAAAGACGUUAGCAGUAUAUAUGAUACGCUUCUCGUUCAGGAUCUCUUCAACUACAUAUUGCCGGAGUGGACAAGAUCCGUAUAUCCAGAUAAAUUAAAACCUCUGGCGGAUGUCAGUUUCACUAUACAAGCUUACAAUAAAAUACUCCAAAGAUUGAAGUCAGGGCUAUUAUUAGGUGAAAUCGUAGAUCAUUUAGUAAGCAAAUCGAAAAAUACGCUAUUCCCGAAUAGGAAAAUAUGGAUGUACAGCGCUCACGAUACCACAGUCGCAAACUUAUUAAUGACGUUAAAUUUGUUCGAGCCACACGUUCCUCUGUAUGCGGCGACUGUCCUCGUAGAAUUGAGAGUGAACUCAUUGGGAAAAUAUGUUGUGACGAUUUCGUACAAAAGUACGUCCGAUGAACCGAGGCUGUUAGCUUUGCCAGGCUGUGCGGUCGCGUGUCCAUUAACUAAAUUCGUAACAUUGACUGAAGAUGCAAUCCCAACAGAUUGGGCAAAGGAAUGUCUUUUAAACAGCGCAAAUCACAAACAUCAAUAA